This is a messenger RNA of Osmerus eperlanus (European smelt), 2441 nucleotides long. RefSeq names its product 5-hydroxytryptamine receptor 1D. Gene Ontology annotation, molecular function: G protein-coupled receptor activity. Gene Ontology annotation, biological process: G protein-coupled receptor signaling pathway. The record is from RefSeq and is a predicted model, not a curated record. Bases 297 to 1949 code for a protein of 550 amino acids. The transcript is spliced from 4 exons. NCBI's taxonomy places the organism in Eukaryota, Metazoa, Chordata, Actinopteri, Osmeriformes, Osmeridae. Gene Ontology annotation, cellular component: membrane.
CGGACAGUAGCGGAGCAGUGUAUUGUAUAUCGAGGUCAGCCUUAAAAUCACAUCGGAAGAAUUAACCUGCAGCCUGCAAAUAAGCAUUUACUGCAAAUUCUUCUGUCUGCGCUUCGCACCUUUUGGAUUAUGGGAAAGAAAGUUAUAGACAGAUCUUUCUAAAUUGUUUAGAAAGUUUUUUUUUUCUUUUCAUUUUUAAUAUAAGAUGUAGCUUACUCGAUUGUGUUAGUUCGCACAGUUUAUCUGGGAACUGAAAAGUGUAUCUAAGUAACCUCAGCGCGCAAGUUUCCAGAGCAAUGACGCACAUCUACCAGGAUGGUUCUGACGACCCUCUCCCUGUAAAUUUACGAGUGUCGGUGUUGAAUGCCACCGUAACGGCGGAGCCGGCGACAGGUCGGGUGAACUUGCCCCCCCGGAUCAAGCUGUUCCUGGAGGUCCUGAUGGUUGUCAUGUGUCUGGGCGCGGUGGCAGGUAAUGUUCUGGUCAUCGGGAUUGUGGCGGCCACAAAGAACUUCCACUCCGUGACGUCCGUGCUCAUCACUAACCUCGCCAUCAGCGACCUGCUCGUGGGUGUCGGUGUAAUGCCGUUCGUCGCUGUCUCCAUCAUGAAUAACGGCUGGGUGGACGUUACAACACUGUGCCUGUACGUGGGCUACACAGCCUCUGUGUACUGCACGGUCUCCGUGCUGACGCUGGCGGCCAUCGCCCUGGACCGCUACUGCUCCAUCAUGGACUGCCUGCGCUACGGCGCGCGCUGCACGCUGUGGAGGAGCUGCAGCGUGGUGCUGUGGAUCUGGCUGCAGGCCCUGCUCACCAGCCUGCCCCCCCUGCUCGGCUGGAGCUCCGUGGAGUAUGUGGCGCCCAUGUACAGCUGUGCGGUGAACUGGGCCAGCAGACCCAGCUACACGGCCUUCAUGGCGUUCCUCUCCUUCCUGCUUCCCGCUGCCGUCAUCCUCUUCUGCUACGUCCACAUCGUGAGGGUGGCCCGGGGCCACGCCCGCCGGAUCCACACCCUGGAGGAGCAGCUGCAGCGCAGCCGUGGCAACCCCUUAUCCACAUCCUCCCCCUCCCCCGCUACGCUGGUGUACCACCUGUCUGGGCGCUUCGUGUCAGAGAUCCAUGGAGGUGGGGCUGCCUCAGACGCCAGGCUGGCCGGCCAGGCUGCCUCCGAUGCUGCCUCCACUAGUCCCGCUGACCCCCAGGCCCCCCCGGCCUCCUCCAGCACGACGCCCCCUAGUCGGCUGCUGUCCCUCCUGGCCCAGAGCGUCCCCCAGCCCCUCCAGAACCAGCACCAUCACGGGGUGCUGCGCCUCUUCCUGGUCAUCUCUGCCUUCUUCCUGUGCUGGACCCCUUACAUGGGCGUGGCCCUGGUGCAGGCCACGGAGACCGCCCUAUCAUGUAAGUCCAGCCUGGUCCCGCCCUCGGCUGUCACCUUCUCCUAUUGGCUGGCGCUGCUGAACUCGGACAUCAACCCCCUGCUGUACGCGCUGCUCAGCAAACGCUUCCAGGGGGCGCUGUGGUGCCUGAGGCAGAAGAUAGGGGCUCGGCUAGGGUGGGGGGCCGGCAGGGGGGGAGGAGGAGGGGAAGGACAGGGGGGAGACAGGGGCAAGGGAAGGGGGCAGAGGAGCAGUGAUCUCUGCACCGCGACACACACCCUCCCCCCGGAUCCCGCCUCCUCUGGGGAGCCGCCCUCCCCCUCCUGUCGCUCCCACUCCGUCUUCACCCUCAACUCCAGCUUCCCUGAGGGCUCUCUGUGUGGCCACUACAUCCCUGCCAGCUCCCCUCCCUCCUCCUCUGCCCCCUCCUCCUCCCUGUGGUCGGGGGGCCUGCAGGUCCCCUCCAGGACACCAGAGGGCAGCCGGCUGCCCUUCUCGGCUGCCACGAGCGAGAGGCAGGCCACCUUCUUCUACGGACAGAUCACCGUGAGGGUGGAGCACGACGUUGGCUAGCGCUCCGGCCUGCUAGCCUUGACUGACACUGUAUGCUGACAUGAGUAGGUUCUCGAAGGAAGGAAGGAAGGAAGGAAAAGAAAGGCCAGUAGGAGGAAGCCUGUCAGGAGUGUUGAAGCAGGGACAUGGCUAUUCUCAUGCAGGCGUUUCCUAUCUGUCAGUCUCCCGGGUAGCUGGUCUCCAGAUGAGCGGCUCUGGAAACGAUGAUGGUUUCAGCAAUUUGAACAUGGGGGACAAACAAGUCUCUCUUCUGAAUUUCCUCAGUGCUUGACUGUAUGUUGGGAGGCUUUUGAAUACUGUCGAAUGGACUGAAACGGUGAGGUACUUAGAUGAUUUAAACUGUAACAUGCUUCACAGUGGAUAUGAACAAGAAUUGAGACAGAGUCCACUCUGAGGUAUAUUCAAAAGGAGUUUUUUAUCGAGUACAUGUGAUUACACCUGAAGACAACGACUACAGUUCCAAUAAACCGUCCCAACAUUUACCUAAACACC